This is a messenger RNA of Ochlerotatus camptorhynchus, 1146 nucleotides long. RefSeq lists its product as uncharacterized. NCBI's taxonomy places the organism in Eukaryota, Metazoa, Arthropoda, Insecta, Diptera, Culicidae. The record is from RefSeq and is a predicted model, not a curated record. The transcript is spliced from 3 exons. The coding region runs from base 1 to 1146 and encodes 381 amino acids.
AUGUUAUUCCCCCUGGUUCCGAGACGAGUUAUCGGCACUAACAGGACGUCGCGAAUUUUCCUGCACGGCUACAGUGAUGCAUCCGAGCGAGCCAUUGGUGCCUGCAUAUACAUCCGGACGAUCGACGAUGCUGGGAAUAAUAGUUCGCAUCUACUCUGCGCAAAGUCCAAGGUUGCGCCAAUUGGAAUUAAAAGAACGACGCUGCCACGUUUGGAGUUAUGUGCUGCAGUGAUCCUCGCACGACUCAUCAACAACGUAACAAGCGCCAUCAAUCAACCUUUCUUCGAGAUACGAGCUUGGGUGGAUUCAAGUGUUGUGCUUGUCUGGCUCAACGGCGGUGCUUCCCGCUGGAAAACCUUUGUUUCCAACCGGGUGGCAGAAAUCACCACGCACCUACCGGCAGUCAAUUGGAGCCACAUCGCAUCGGAGCAAAACCCCGCUGAUCUCAUUUCGCGCGGUGCAUCGCCAGAACAAAUUCAGCACAACAGUCUGUGGUGGAAUGGUCCUGCAUGGAGCCCCAUAGGCGAGCAAUGUGAAUCAACCGACAUCCCUACACUGACCAACACUGACCAACAGCACAUUGAUAGGGAGCAAAGAGCUGGUGCAGUAGCCGUUUCUCUCAUCACUCUCUAUGAAAAUGACUUUCUCGAUGGAAUGAUGGCACGAUAUUAUCCCGAUCUCACGAGGCUGCUUCGGGUCACUGCUCGUAUUCUUCGGUUGAGGUCUCUUGACUCUCGAUCGAUUCCUCGUCUGUUACCACGGGAGCUUGAUCGAGCCCAAACAGUUUACAUUCGCCACGUUCAGCAACAGCACUUUCGUGAAGAGCUGGAACGUUUGCGGCAGCAAGGAGAAGUUAGUUCGCACAGCAGUUUGCACCAACUCAAGCCAUUCCUGGACGAAGAGGCCCUAUCGAUGCUCAACCUCUCACUCCUGCUCACCUUCUCAUCGGUCGUGCACUCACCACCGUUCCCGAAGUCAACUUGCUGGAGUGGCAAAUUAGCUCGAUGUCACGCUGGCAGUUCGUUCAGCGUCUCUCGCAAGAAUUUCGCUCUAGAUGGCAGACAGAAUACGUGCGAUCUCUGCAGCGGAUGGCAAAGUGGCAACGUUCAUCCCACAACGUUUCGGUCGGCGACUUCGUUCUACUAG